Tauraco erythrolophus (red-crested turaco) is the source of this 842-nucleotide messenger RNA. The record is from RefSeq and is a predicted model, not a curated record. Lineage: Eukaryota; Metazoa; Chordata; Aves; Musophagiformes; Musophagidae.
UAUUGACCUCACAGCAGAUGCAACUACUAGUAAUGCCAGUGUCAAUAGUACAGACUCGAAGCAACAAGAAGAUGACAGCAGCUUCUCACUGAUAACCUGGAACGUUGAUGGACUGGAUCUAGGAAGUCUAAAAGAACGAGCUAGAGGAGUCUAUUCUUACCUGACAUUAUACAGUCCAGAUGUCGUGUUUUUACAAGAGGUUGUCCCACCAUAUCUCUGUCUUCUACAGAUGAGGGCAGGCAGUUACACUAUUAUUCCAGGUAACAUAGAUGGCUAUUUCACUGUCAUAAUGUUGAAGAAAUCAAGAGUGAAGCUACUGAAACACGAGAUAAUACCUUUUCCAACAACUGCCAUGAUGAGGAACCUUUUGGUUGUGCAUGUGAGCAUAUCUGGUAAUGAACUUUGCCUUAUGACCUCUCAUCUGGAGAGCACUAAAAAUCACUCUAAGGAGCGUAUGAAGCAACUGCAAAUAGCGUUAAACAAAAUGCAACAGGAGUCUGAGUCCACUACUGUUAUAUUUGGAGGGGAUACAAACCUCAGGGACAAUGAGGUUACUAAACUAGGUAACUUACCUAACAACAUUAUGGAUAUCUGGGAGUUUUUGGGUAAACCUCAACACUGCCGCUAUACUUGGGACACCCACUCCAAUACCAACCUGGAUGCAGCGUACAAGUGCAAGAUGAGGUUCGACCGCAUUUACUUUCGUCCUGCAGCCGAAGGGGGAAAUAUUAUUCCACGAAGUAUGGACUUAAUCGGAUUGGAAAAACUGGACUGUGGCAGAUUCCCUAGUGAUCACUGGGGUCUUCUGUGUAACUUUGAUGUGAUAUUAUAAAAAAGAAAAA